This is a messenger RNA of Amaranthus tricolor (Joseph's coat), 1834 nucleotides long. RefSeq lists its product as uncharacterized. NCBI's taxonomy places the organism in Eukaryota, Viridiplantae, Streptophyta, Magnoliopsida, Caryophyllales, Amaranthaceae. Bases 675 to 1271 code for a protein of 198 amino acids. The record is from RefSeq and is a predicted model, not a curated record. The transcript is spliced from 8 exons.
UCUUGUAAGUUUUGUAUUUUUCCUUCUCCAAUUUGAGACUUUUUCUUAUUCUUUCCCAAAUCUAAUUUCUACCCUUUUCAUUUUUUUCAAAGCAAUUUGCAACCCUUUUCAUCUUUUGUGAAUAAACCCUAUAUUUGUUUUCAAUUUUUUUCUGGGUUUUUAGUGUUCAUAACAAUGUCUAAAGUUGUUAGCAAGUAUAGUGUUUUCUCUUCUACAAUUUCCCAUCAUCAUAAUGAUCGUAACAAAAGUAGAAAUUUUCCCAUGAAAUUUUCAGUUUCUGUUGGAAAACGAGGAAAAUUAGUUGGUUUUCUUCUUUGAGGAGUAGUUUUGGUGGUGUAAGAACUGUUGUUGAUCAAAAUGGUAGCCUUUGGUCUCAUAAGAGGAACCCUCAAUCAAUUCAUGCUAAGUUGGGUCUUAGCAUUGGCAAAUCACAGGAGAAAGAACUUCAACCAAAUAUGAAAGAAAUAACUUCUGCAGAAGACCUAGUGGAUUCGUUACUAAAAGCAGGAGAUCAGUUGGUAGUUGUUGAUGUGAAGGCUGCAAGGCUCUUCAUCCUAAGAUUGGGCAGUGGCAUCCGACAGAUGAAUAUGAGGGUUUAGUCAGAGAAUUAGCUUUUCGCUCAGUGUGCAAGAGCCCCAUGUGCCCCCCUGAUACAGCGAUGACAGAGUGGCAGCAUGCAGUUUUGUCACCUGAUAAGACAGUAUUGGUGUUUGAAACGGUGCAACAGGCACAUGAUGUCCCAUUUGGGUCCUAUUUUGAGGUACAUUGUAGAUGGCAUCUUGAAACUUGUUCAGAGUCAUCUUCUACCAUACAGAUUAAAGCUGAUUCCUUCUUCCUCAUUUCAGUUCAAUUCUUCAUUACAAUUUCAAAAGGGGUCGGGAGCCCAAGAACUGGCUCGAGAUCAACAUGCGCCAUGUCGCUCCUUGGGAACACAGGCUAGAGCUGCUGGCCCAAGGUGCGCCGAUCGAGGCUGUAGGCGCACCUACUUCGGUGGAUUACAUGCCGUGGUUCCUCUCCAUCACUCGUCGAUGGAUGACACCAUGAGGUAUCAUCGCGGCAGCCCAGUACGCUCCCGCAGCACCGACGAUGACACACUUUGUACAGGGCAUUGCAUCUGUCAUCAGCUCCAGCCAAGAGGAGCCUGUACGGGAGAUUACCCAAGGCAUACUCCUAGGGACGCAGUUUCAGCACUUUAUUCCAGAAGUGACUGUGCCCGACACCACUAUGUACGAGUACAGGUCAUCUCCUCAUCACGCCGACGUUCAUCUUGAGGAGGUUGACUUAACGUGCCCCGACUACGGUGCUGGAUCCUCACAGGGUGCCACAUCAUCACAGUUACAAUCACCUCCCCUACCCGAGCGUCAUGCGACAGCCUCUUACUAUCGUAGGAGGCGUCUUAAACCGUCACAAUUAGACAGGGUACAGGAGGGGAUUAGCAUUAGAAUAGUGUUUGUAUAUAUUGAACAUUAGUGACAUUUUGUAUAUAUUGAACAUUUGUACAUAUUUAGUAUUUGUAAUAUUUGGACUUUUGUGUAUAAUUUGUAAUAUAUAUGUAGAUGUAUAUAUUUUAAUCGUAUUAUCACGCGUUUAUUAUGCAUGAAAUGAUGUUAAGUACUCAGAUUUUUUGGCGAUGAAUCAUUCCGCCAAGAAUGCAGUAUGAAUUAAAUCAAAAAUAAAAAGACAAUUAUAUUCAAAUAUGGAAAAUGCUGUCCAAAAUUCAACAGAAUUUCAUUCAUGUUCAACGAAUACAUAUCAAAUUACAUAGUUCAUUCGUUAAGUUAAACCACUGACGCUAACUAAGAUUGCUUCUUAAACUUUUUCAUAAUCCUUUCAG